AUGCUUUCGUGUUUGAAAAAUGCAUGUUGUUUGCGAUUUUUACAAGGCACUCAUUAUCCCGAUGUUAUUGUUUCACAUCGACCUGAAGUAAUACUUGAUACUUCUCGAAUGGGUCAAGAUGUAGUCGUAGUUAAAAAUGGACGACGUUUAUGUGGAACUGGUGCUGCUGUUGCUAAUGCACCAAUCGUACAAAAUAAAGCAUAUUUUGAAGUUAAAUUACAAACACAAGGCACAUGGGGUAUUGGUUUAGGAACCCGACGAACAAAUUUAUCAAAAGUUCCAUUAGGAUAUGAUUGUGAAGCAUGGAUUAUGGAUCAAUAUGGUCAAGUUAAACAUGAUAAUAAAGUUCUUAGUCAAUUUGGAACAGCUAUAGAAGAAGGUGAUGUUAUUGGUUUUGCAUAUGAUCAUGAAACAUUUCGCAUUUUUAUUAAUGGAACCGAACAAGAACCACCAUGUCGUGUAACUACACGUGGCCCUGUUUUUCCGAUUUUCUACGUUGAUGAAGGAGCAAUACUUGAUAUACAAUUUUCAACAUUUUAUUUUCCUCCACCAGAAGGCUAUGAUCGUAUUUUAUUAGAAAAAUCACUCAUAUAA
Messenger RNA from Rotaria sordida, 594 nucleotides. The record is from the annotation of a GenBank genome assembly. Lineage: Eukaryota; Metazoa; Rotifera; Eurotatoria; Philodinida; Philodinidae.